This is a messenger RNA of Mesorhabditis spiculigera, 1116 nucleotides long. The record is from the annotation of a GenBank genome assembly. NCBI's taxonomy places the organism in Eukaryota, Metazoa, Nematoda, Chromadorea, Rhabditida, Rhabditidae.
AUGGUCCAGAGAUCAGAUUUCUUUUUUAGGACGCAAAACUACCCGGACCUCGUGGGCCUCUACACCGCCUGGAAAGAGCAGGCCGCCCCCCACCGAGGCGAGAUCAAGAAGUUCGAGCUCGGCCUCAUUUGCACAAAAUGGCUGCUGAGCACGCGGGAUCAAAUGCUGACCCCCGAGCACGUCAAGGAGUUCAACGAAUGGGUGCUGGCUAGGCAUCCGGAAUUGAAGGAAGAAAGCCACGAUGCCGAACCCGAAAACGCUGGAGACGUGACAACAAAUGAAGUGCAAAACUUGGAGGAGAACGAGCCUGAGCACGAGUCAUCAAUCCCAUCUACGUCUGCCGGCCAGCCCGAGAAGAAGCCGACCGUCAUUUCUGUCGCCACCUGUCCGGUCGGCCAUCAUUACCUCGGAUUUGGCGUUCUUGGCAUCCCGGCUUGGAAGAAGCGCAUCGGAAAGGAGUUGUCCAGGCUUCACGCAGACCUACCGGAGGGCAUUUUUGUGAUCACCUACGAGGAUCGUUUCGACCUGCUCUCCGCCAUCAUCACGGGCCCGACGAUGACCCCGUAUGAGGCCACCCCGUUCCUGUUCGACAUCCAUUUCCCGGAUCAGUACCCGGUCGCGCCACCAUUGGUCCACUACAAAGCCUUCUCCGAGGAGCAGCUUAACCCGAACCUCUACCAGGCGGGCAAAGUCUGCACGAGCCUGCUCGGCACUUGGGAUGGAGUGGGUGUCGAAAAGUGGGACUCGCAAAAGUCGAACCUCGUCCAGGUGCUCGUCUCCAUUCAGGGCCUGAUCCUCGUCCCGGAGCCGUUCUUCAAUGAGGCCGGCUAUGAGGAGCGAAAGAUUCUGCCGGGGAGCACCGACAACUCGAAGAGGUACAACGAGACGGCCAUGAUCAACUCGCUGCAUUACCUCAUCAAAAUCUACAACUCUGGCCCGCGUGAGAUGAUCGACGUCAUCCGGGGAGAAGUCCGAGAAAAGUGGCCAAUACUUCGCUCCGAAAUCGACAGCUGGCUGGCCGGCACCGAGCAGCCCGGCUUCCCGACGCUGAUGAGCAAGGGCUUCCAGAUUACGCUCGGCCGGAUGAAGCAGCGCAUCGACGAGAUGCUGGCCGCU